Molecule: messenger RNA, 4395 nt
Organism: Plasmodium cynomolgi strain B
Lineage: Eukaryota; Apicomplexa; Aconoidasida; Haemosporida; Plasmodiidae
Exons: 2
Coding region: 1-4395 (1464 amino acids)
Source: RefSeq, a predicted model, not a curated record
AUGGAAAACUUUUUCACGAAAAAAGUACAAAACGUGUUUGCAAUUUUGAAGAGAAGCAACAAGGAGGAGGGAGCCACCUCGCAUGACGAAACGAAAGAGAUUAAAUCUGAUGAGGUGGGAACAGAUGGCCAGAAAAAAAACGCCUCUUCCAAACUGCCUACAGAAAAGGACCCGAAAAAGGAGCCAAAGAGAAUACUACUCAACAAUGACACAACCGCCGGUAGCAACAAAAAGGAAAGCACAUCAACGGAAGCAAGAGAUAAUUACCAUAGCGUAAUUAAAAAACGGAAGUUAAUAAAACUGCACAACAAGGACAAUAUCUACCUAAUUGACAAUUUUAUCAAUAUAAAAAAAUGCAGUGAGGGUAAUUAUACCAGUGGGAAGGACGUGAAAAAGAACGGAGCGACAGUUCCGCCGACGGCUACCUCUGCUACCAUUGCUAGUAGGGCUACGUUGAACACCCCCAGUAUUUGCAAUUUACUGUCUACCAAGAAGGACGAAAAUGACAAGAAAGCCAAAGCGCAGGAGGCACGGCUUAUUAACAGCAAUGCACAAAGUGCAGGUGGCCUCGAACAGACGCCAGCCAACCACCCCCCAGACCAAACCGAAACGGAUAAUAACCCAAAAAAGGGAAAGAGUACCAAUUUAGUACCCACGACAAACACGUGCACAAAGAAGGAGGAAGAAGGAGAAGGAGAAAAAGAAGACGAAGUAGAAAAAGCAGACGAAGGAGAAAAAGCAGACGAAGGAGAAAAAGCAGACGAAGGAGAAAAAGCAGACGAAGGAGAAAAAGCAGACGAAGGAGAAAAAGCAGACGAAGGAGAAAAAGCAGACGAAGGAGAAAAAGCAGACGAAAGGAACACAACCGAGAAGAAAAAGAAUAACCAGAAGGAAGAGCAAAACGAUCAAGCCUUUUUAAGAAGCAUGGCCGAUAAAAAAAGUGAAACGAAAAAACAAAAAACCAAUCAUGUCAUAAUUAACACAAAUAAUUCUAACCAAAGGGAGAAUUCACUUUUUGCUAAAAAUACCGGAGGGGAGAAGAGAGUUAACAGAAUUGAUGAAAUUUUUAAAAACCUCAUAGAGGAAAGUAGGAAGAAAGACAAACAGUUAAGCAUUCCAGACAGUGGUGGCAGUGCACCUUGUCAGGUAAACCAUAUUAACAACCCCCAUGAGGGAAGUGCCCUAGAUGAGAAUAAAAAGGGACAAAAUUUCGAAGAUGAGCCUGAGUCUACGAAAGGGGUAGAUGAAUGUAACCCUAAUGAUAACGCCGCUAUAAGUAAUGCCAAAGGUAAAAUUGAGACUCAGGAAACGUUACAUAAAGAUGGAGAACCAGGUGAGGAAGGGCAGAAGGGAGGUUCCCCCACCCAUGAGGCGAAACUCCAAAGGGAUGAGCCUCUCCAGUGCAACGGCAGUCAUGAUAGUUUGGGGUCGGCCAAAAUGGACAGUCCCGCCCGCAGCCGAAGUAGCAGCGUGGGAAGCGCCGCUGGAAGAAGCCCUCACAGCCGCUCUGGUAGCCGCUCUGGUAGCCGCUCUGGAAGCCGCUCUGGAAGCCGCUCUGGUAGCCGCUCUGGAAUCCGCUCUGGAAGCCGCUCUGGUAGCCUCUCUGGUAGUCACCCUGUCAGCCACGGUAAGGAGAACUCCAAGUCAAUGGGGGAGAGCCAACCCGAGGAACAGCCCCCCCUCUGUGGGGAUGACAAGAGCACCUCCGAGUCUGAGAGAGCAACUCCAGGGAAGAAACUCCCCUGCGACACAAGCGAAACGGAUGAGGCAAACAGUUUGAGGAUAAAGUUCCCCCAGUUUGCAAUAGACCAAAGCAAAAAUCUAAUAAACGAAACAAAUGAAUUUUUCAAAAUGUACGAUUUGAAUCUUAAAGUGGAAUACCUACCGAUGGAUAUCUCAAAUGAUUUAAAAUUAUUGAUGGAAAGAAAAAAAAAAUUUGUUUGCAUAAUUAAUGAUUAUAAAAAUGAGUUAAGACAGAGGAGGAGUCAUUCCAGGAGGGAAGACAAAAACGCAAAGGGGAGGGACCCACACGGAGGUCAACUGCAAACGGUGGUGGAAGCAACAUCGGUGGGUGAACUAUGUUCAGAAAAACAGGAAAAUGAGGCUACCCCAGGGAAGUACCCACCACACGGCGAUGAUGAUAAUAAUAACGAUAAUAAUAGUAAUAGUAAUAAUAGAAAUAAUAGUAAUAAUAAUGGUGUCGCGUGUGAGGAGUUUGAAAAUGCGAAUCAACCCUCUGUGUGUUCCAAGACGGAGGAAGUAAAGCUCGGACCGCCAACCAUGGGAAAUAAAACUCCCAUUAAAAACUGCGAAACGGUGACUGAUCAACACGAUGUAAAGUUUGCGCUAGAAGAUAGGAACCGUUCUUCCGCCAAAGAAACGGCAAAUCAUGUGCAGGACGGACUUAAUGAGGGGGAAGUGAAAAAAGGUAACAACAAUCUGGAGGGAAGGAAAAAAAGAAAGGGAGAGGAGAAGAUACUCGAAAAGGGGAUCACCUCGUACGACAACUUGAACUACCUGAGUGAUGACGAUAAGGAGAUCGUAGAGAACGAGCACAGAAAAUUUUUGACCCUUUUGGAGAAGGUGAAUCAGGGGGACUGCGCUGGAGGGGGGACCAGCCGUCCAGAUGAAGAGCAGCAGCCGGGAGAUACAAGCCACUUGGGUGAAGGAACCCCCGUGGAGGCCGCGCCACAAAUGGAGGAAGCACAAGAAGCAAAAGUAACCAAGGAAGAAUUCAUAAAAAAUCUCGUGCAAGACCUAACCCAGGAUUGCAGCGAAGAAAAGAACUACGAGCAACAGAAGCAAAUAAAAGACGAAGAAACGAAAUUUGAAAAACUGAAAGAAACAAUAACACGAAUAAAAAUAAAAGAAAAAAAAAUCGAUGUACUUCUUAGCAGUAGUGAAAACCUCUUUAACUACACCAACAUGUACAGACGUCGACAAAUUUUACAUGAAAAAAUGUUAAUGAAUUGGAGUUAUGUGCAAAAUUCAGUGAAUAAAAAAAACGACGUAAGAAAUAGGAAUCUGCCAUUUCAACUACUAGAACUGGAUAAAGAUUUAACGAAAAAUGUACCGAAAGCUUAUGACGAUAUUUUACUGGACCAGUUUUCAGGCAUCAUAAUUACGUUAAAUACGACCUCGUUCGAAACAACUGUGGAUGGGAAUGCAAUUCAUGUUAAGAAAAUCGUUUGUGGUUGUCUAAUCGAGUACUUAGGUACCUCCGAGAUGAACAUAAAAUGUAUAUGGGCUCAUCCAUUUUUGAAUGCAAAAUCGACCUAUUACAUUUUAAGAGCAUUUUUGCCCAGAAUCAUUUUAGAGGCAUUCCUAAAUUAUAGGACACCCUCAGAGAAGGAAAUUCUUUCCAACGAGUUAAUGGAUUCUUCCGGUCUUGAGGAAGAGCACACGGUGGAUGGGACCCCCGAGGAGAUGACCCAAUCGAAAAAGAAAAAAAGUUUUUACGAUAGGCUACACCAACUUGGGGAAAGCAACUCAAAUAAAGAGAAAACGAAGAAGAAGAAAAAAAAUGAAAAAAGGACGGAUAGUAGCCACACAAACGAGGAAGAUGCUUUUUUUAGUAAUUUCGCCAUGCAACAGUACCCCGCAACGUACUUCCUAAAUUUUAGUAAAGACUGUGCUGAGCUUCUUCAAAACUUGGAUAGCCACACUGUUGAAUCUGAGAGGAAGAAUGAAGAAGGGAGCGGACACUACAGUUACCCGACCUGGGUAGAGGACCCCCUACAUGAGGAAGAUCUCCCUUGUGUAGAACACAGACAAGAUAGCGAACCAGACGGAAAAAACAAAUCGGGAGCAAACAAGGCAAAUAAGUUUAUACACAUCAUUUUUAGCGACAUUGAUAUUUUCCCUAGGCAGUGCUACCUUCUACUGUGCUCCUACAAGUACAUGUGCUUAAAUAUGCACUACGACACGGACUUCUAUUCUGUGCACUACGAUCUGAAUUUAAAAAAUAUUCAAAAGGAAAACAUCGGGAAGGAUACCGAGUUGUCCAACGUGUGCCCCUGCACGUCUGUGAAAAAUGUCUCCUCAGAUACGGAGGACUCUUACGAGCGGAUUAUCGGAUGUAGCGAGCUGUACAUGUACUACAUGAUGCCGAAACGGGAGGAACGCGGACAACUAGGGUUACUGGAAAGGAACGGGUGGAGAGACUUAAUCCCAAAUACCUUUGAUGAAGACAUAAGGGAAAAUAUUUCCAACAUUGUGAAAACAAGAACCAGCAUAAGUAACAUGCAUGACCACAUAUCCAUACAAAAUAAACAGAAUGAGAAGAAUUACACCACGGCAUAUAUAAAUAAAUACGAGUGGUGUGGACUGAAAAUAAAGGACAUUCGGAACAUGAUGAACGAGGACUUUAAUUAUGAGUCGCCGAAGAAGAAGUGA